Echinococcus granulosus is the source of this 750-nucleotide messenger RNA. RefSeq names its product Ribonuclease P protein subunit p29. Gene Ontology annotation, biological process: tRNA 5'-leader removal; rRNA processing. Gene Ontology annotation, molecular function: ribonuclease P RNA binding. The record is from RefSeq and is a predicted model, not a curated record. The coding region runs from base 1 to 750 and encodes 249 amino acids. Gene Ontology annotation, cellular component: ribonuclease MRP complex; ribonuclease P complex. NCBI's taxonomy places the organism in Eukaryota, Metazoa, Platyhelminthes, Cestoda, Cyclophyllidea, Taeniidae. The transcript has 2 exons.
AUGAGUUCAAACUACGCCUCUGAAUUUGUGAAGUCGCGAAUCCUGCCCCACAAUCGAAGUCAAGCUAUCAUCAACUUGGAUGAGUUCGGCUCCGCUAAUUACAUCGGUUUAGCGCCACAGACACGUGAGGUGAACAAAAAGCCGGCAAAAGGGAGGAAAAAGCCGCGACUUUUGCCUCAAUUUCGUGGACAAACUGCAAAACAGCUGAAGCGACUCUUGAGACGGGAGCAAAGCGCAGAUUCGCGACGUGAAAUGACCUGUCCCAUUAAUCUGCCGCGGAGGUUAAAUGAUUUGUGGAACAGCUAUGCGAAAUCGCUUGUCAAUUGGACGGAAUUUACUGAUGGUGGCAAAGUUACAAAUAGACUGGAGAAUGUGCUUAGGAUGGAUUUGAUUGGCGCACGAAUGCGGGUUCUUCGGUCGAUUUCUACGAAACAGGUUGAUUUGGAGGGUGUUGUAACAAUGGAGACUCGAAAUAUCUUCUACUUAGCCACAGAAGAUGACAGCAACACUACUGCACAACUUCACAUUGUGCCUAAAAGGGGCACGGUGUUGUUACUUCUAAUGCCGGGGGCGGAGGUGGCGUUGAACGGGAGCUCCCUAGCUUACCGACCAAUUGAUAGGACACUGAGAAAGUGGAAAUUAAACUCCAAUGCCGGGACCAAGAAACGCAAGGGAGCGUUGCAAAUGGAUCUGUUUACUGAUUUCCUAUUUUCUGUGACGGAUCCUGUGAAUAAUGUGAUAUAUGGCUGA